AUGCUUAAGAAGCUUAGAAAAAUACAUUCUUCGGCCCACUCGUCGGUUUACUUGGCAGAAGAAACUGAUCCUGGAAAGUAUCCAGCUGCAAGUCUGGUUUUAAAGAACGUCAAAAACGCCAACAGUCGAGAGAUACAUAUACUGAAAAGGAUUCGGCACAUUAACGUUGUUGAGGCGUACGAUCAAUACGGCACACGCAUUGUGAUGCCAUACUACAGGCACACCUUGAAGGAGGUGUCUCCUGUGGAAAAUGUGAAGUAUAGAAACUACAUAAUAAAAUGCAUAGUGGACGGGCUGACACACAUACACAGCCUUGGCAUAGUGCACCGAGACAUUAAGCCACAGAAUAUACUGGUGGACGGGCUUCAUGUAAAAAUCACCGACUUUGGAAGCUCGCGGGAAAUAGAAAGCAUGGAAAGCGCCCAAGGUAUCUGUGGCGCAGACUCCGCAGGCGGCGAGAAAGAGAUGACUGGCAUAGUUGGGACUCUUAACUACAUUCCUCCAGAAAUUCUCCUGGGAUGCAAAAGGUAUGGGCGGGAGGUUGACCUAUGGGCAGCAGGAUGCACGUUUUGGGAAAUUCUGUGUGGGGAGGUUUGCUUUGAAGGAGACUGCGAAAUUGCCCAGAUAGGAAAAAUAGUCACGCGUCUUGGUGUGUCAGAGAGUGACAAAAAAACGCUGGACAAAUAUCCGUUUAGCGGGCUUGUUCCAAUUACACCAAAAAAGAGCCUGUUUGAAAGGAUAGGCUGCGCAGAGAUGGCUUGCUUGCUUAAAGACCUUCUUCGAUAUGACGCAGAAGGUCGAACCUUUUCUGGUGCAGCGAUGAGAGGCAUUGUGAGCGCAGACUACGUCUUUUUAGACUGCGAAUAG
This is a messenger RNA of Nematocida major, 867 nucleotides long. RefSeq lists its product as uncharacterized. Gene Ontology annotation, biological process: protein phosphorylation. The record is from RefSeq and is a predicted model, not a curated record. Bases 1 to 867 code for a protein of 288 amino acids. The transcript has a single exon. Lineage: Eukaryota; Fungi; Microsporidia. Gene Ontology annotation, cellular component: nucleus. Gene Ontology annotation, molecular function: cyclin-dependent protein serine/threonine kinase activity; ATP binding.